AUGGCUUAUGCACUUGACUGCGAAAUGAUUGCCGUAUACUUGCCUACCUCAAAGAAACUGAAGUCUAUAGCUGCUCGCGUCAGCAUUGUAGACUCCUUCGGGAAAGUUGUCAUUGAUGAAUACUGCCAACCGCCCUAUGAGGUGUACAGCUACAACACUGAAUACAGUGGUAUAACGUCGGAUCACUUGAUUGGGAAAAUGCCUUAUGAGGAACUUCGCUCAAUCGUCUCUGCCCUCAUUGAGAAAAAACGCAUAGUUGGUCACGAUCUAAAGAAUGACUUUCGAGCCCUCGGCAUCAACCAUCCGGGGAGGCUGAGAUUUGAUACAGCGACUGAUAGGACGCUUCGUGAACUGGCACAUCUGCCGCUAAACAAGAAGCCCAAGCUCGCAAAACUUUUAUAUCUUCUUACAGGUGAGAAUGACCACUAA
Dibothriocephalus latus is the source of this 429-nucleotide messenger RNA. Lineage: Eukaryota; Metazoa; Platyhelminthes; Cestoda; Diphyllobothriidea; Diphyllobothriidae. The record is from the annotation of a GenBank genome assembly.